Molecule: messenger RNA, 1047 nt
Organism: Sclerotinia borealis F-4128
Lineage: Eukaryota; Fungi; Ascomycota; Leotiomycetes; Helotiales; Sclerotiniaceae
Source: the annotation of a GenBank genome assembly
AUGUCUACCCAACAAAAAACCAACCUCGCUGCCAUCAUCAAGAACCCAAAAAACCAGGUAACCGUCGAGAACCGACCCAUUCCUACACCCGGUCCAGAUGAACUCCUCAUUCGCAAUCAUGCUAUAGCAGCAAACCCCGCUGAUUGGAAAAUCCAAGCGUGGACCGUCUAUGUCACCGAAUACCCCAACGUUCUCGGCAGCGAUGUAUCCGGCAUCAUAGAAGCCGUCGGAUCAUCCGUCACAAAGUUCAGCGUCGGAGACCGAGUCACAGGAUUUGCAGCCGUGUUUUACAAUCAAAAUAUUGAUCACGGUGCUUGGCAAACAUAUACUCUCCUUCGAGAAGUCGCUACCACAAAUAUUCCGGAUACCUUGUCGUAUGAGGAGGCCUCCACUUUUCCCAUGGCAUACGCUACCGUCGCCACGGCUUUCUACCUCUUACUAGACAUCCCUCGUACAAUCGGCAAAGUCGAACCGACAAACGAGGCCCUUUUCGUAUGGGGCGGAGCUUCCGCCGUCGGCGCUGCUGCCAUCCAACUUGCCAAUACUCUGGGCUACAAAGUCUUUACGACGGCCAGUCCAAAACAUCACGAAUAUCUCCAAUCUCUCGGUGCCUUUGCCACAUUCGACUAUCAUGAUGCAGAGGUUGUGAGUAGAGUGGUACGUUCUGUCAAGGUUUCUGCUGCCAAUCUGACCCUCGGACUUGAUGCCAUCACUGAAGGUGAUACCUUUAUCCUCUCCGCCGAUAUCCUAUCUGCGACUGCAGGAGGAGCCGGCAAACUCGCCUUGACGCUUGAUUGGCCAGAGACACAUGCAAAGCCCAACGAUGUCGAGGUUUUGAAAACUGUCGCUAUUAGACUUGGUAUGGAUUCUCAAGAUGUCGGUGCUUGGUUCUUCAAUGAGUUUCUCAAGGAUGCUUUGGAGAAGAAGUAUCUAGUCGCUUCUCCACCUAUUGAGAUUGUUGAUGGUGGGGUUGCAGCUGCUCAGAAAGUUUUCGAUCAAUUGAAGGCAGGGGUUAGUGGAAAGAAACUUGUAGUGCAGGUCAAGUAG